Molossus molossus (Pallas's mastiff bat) is the source of this 3165-nucleotide messenger RNA. RefSeq names its product protein phosphatase 1 regulatory subunit 15B (gene PPP1R15B). Bases 575 to 2698 code for a protein of 707 amino acids. Gene Ontology annotation, cellular component: protein phosphatase type 1 complex; endoplasmic reticulum. Gene Ontology annotation, molecular function: protein phosphatase regulator activity. The transcript is spliced from 2 exons. NCBI's taxonomy places the organism in Eukaryota, Metazoa, Chordata, Mammalia, Chiroptera, Molossidae. Gene Ontology annotation, biological process: response to endoplasmic reticulum stress. The record is from RefSeq and is a predicted model, not a curated record.
GACCUGGCUGAGGCCAAUCAGCCGCCGCCGGGAAGAACGCGGAAGGGCCCGCCCGCUGGGCUCUGCGAGUGACGUUCAGUGGCGUGGGACUGGUGGAGGGCGUAUCGGCCGCCGUACUGGUCUUCAUCCGGUUGCCUGGGGUGUCCGGCCUCGGCGCUGGUCCUGCGGCCAUUUUGAGCUGGGUUUGUCCCUGCGCCCGUCUGCUGGGCCGCCCAGCCCUCCGGGGGCGCGCUGCGAGGGGCUUUCUAACGGUCCGUUUCUGGUGGGAAGUCGUGCCGCCGCCGCGAGAGGCCUCUGUAUGGUGGAGAGGCCGCCAGCGCAUUAGGACGUCUCCUUCCCGCCGGGAUGGGUGUCGCCGCCGCCGCCACCUUCUGCGUCAGCCUUUCCCGACUGUGGUCCGCUGCCCGCGGCCGAAGCCACUGCCCUCAGUGGCCCUCCUGCUGCCCCGGGGACCGGCCCAGGGCGCCGACUCUGGCGCGAGGCGAGGCCCAGACCGUGUAGGCCUCGCCGGCUCCCGUCCGAGCUCCAGCCGCCGCGCCCGCGCACCGCGCUGAGACACUGCCAAGAGGGGGCGAUGGAGCCCGGAGCAGGCUUGCCGCGGGGACGGCCGGCGCCCCAGGCGGGCCCCCUGUUCCGGCUGCCCUUCUUCCCUCGGCGCUCGGCAGAGCACCCCGGGGACCUCAAACCGGGCUCCUCUCCCCGGCCUGAGGCUCGCACUAGCUCCUGGGUGAAGCUGCUUUCCCAGCUCUUCGCGCCGCUCCCCACCCUGCUUCAGAAGCUGCUGAUUUGGAGCCAGCUGUUCGGUGGGAUGAUUCAGACCAGAUGGCUAGAUUUUGCUGGAGGCUUCAGCGCCCCGCGAGCCCUGAAGGCUCGGGAGGACCUGGCCGCCGCGGCGGCGCAGAAAUCUCUGAGUUCGCUGCGGCUGGACCCCUCGGUCGACUCAGCUGCCAGUCUUCUGGACUGGCUGGAGGGGGGCAGCCACUGUUCAUUCUCGCCCCCCGACCUAAAAGCCAAGGGAAGAGCCUUGGACUCUGUGGCCCACGCUUUUCUCUUGGAGCGGCAGCUGUGGGGAGUGGAGCUGCUGCAGAGUAGCCUUCAAGGCAGGUUCUUCUCUGACCGCGAACUUGGCCCUUCCUCCGUCGGGCCUCGGAACAUUUAUCGCUUAAGCAAUUACAACGCUGUCCCCUAUUUGCUGAACCACUCUUAUCUAGACUGCCUUUCGCCGGUAGAACUUAGCUAUCAGAACGUCGUCAGAAGUGGCGAGCGAGUUGAUUUCCAGACACUAAGCCCAGAGAGCAGCUGUCUGCCCGAGGACUCUUCUCAUCCGCAGCCACUGAGUGCAGAAGUCACUUGCUCCUCCUCGCAGGAAUGUCCGCCUCUUUCUAGAGAAGGCCUGCCAGAAAUUCACCAUGUUCGCAUGAAACGGCUGGAAUUCCUUCAGCAGGCUAGCAAAGGGCAAGAGUUACCCACCCAAGACCAAGAUCAUGGCUACCACAGCCUGGAGGAGGAACACAGCCUUCUCCGGAUGGAUCUCAAGCCCUGCAGAGAUAAUCCGGCACAUGAUGUUCCCCCUGCUGGAGCCAUUCCUGGAACUGCCCAGGAACCCGCGGAAGAAAAAAUAGAAUUGACUCAAGAGGUUCCUCUUGCUUUGGAAAAACAGGACCCUUCGGAAAGCUGCCCAUCUUGUGAGGUACCUAUGGAAAGAGUGCCUGGGGAGGACCAAAUAAAUGUAGUUGACACCUCAGACAUAGAAGAUGACCUUCCCAUUUCUGCCAGACCAGCGUGUAGUAACAAAUUGAUAGAUUACAUUUUGGGAGGUGCAUGCAGUGACCUCGAAACAAGUUCUGAGUCAGAAAAUGAGGAUUGGAAUGAGGACGCUGAGGAUGAUGGUUUUGAUAGUGAUAGCUCGCUCUCAGAAUCAGACCUUGAACAAGACUCCGAAGGGCUUCACCUUUGGAACUCUUUCUACAGUGUAGAUCCUUAUAAUCCCCAGAACUUUAAAGCAACUAUUCAGACUGCUGCCAGAAUUGUUCCUGGAGAGCCUUCCGACUCAGAGAAGGAUUCGUCUGACAAGUCUGAUCUAGAGAAUUUUGUCCAGACUAGAAGCCUUCCUGAGUCCCCUGACCAUAAUUCUGGGGAAGAUGAUGACUGGGAAUCUAGUGCAGAUGAAGCAGAGAGUCUCAAACUGUGGAACUCUUUCUGUAAUUCGGAUGAUCCCUACAACCUUUUAAAUUUUAAGGCGCCUUUUCAAUCAUCAGGGAAAAAUUGGAAAGGCUGUCAUGACUCAGCGAGGCCAUCUGAGCCCACUGUGGCCAUUUCUGAGUCUCACACCUUACUUUCCUGUAAGGUGCAACUGUUAGGGAGCCGAGACAGUGAAUGUUCAGACAUGGUGCAGGGUGGGACUCUUUCUGAAAAAAGACACACGCAUAUCAAGAGAAAAAAGGUAACCUUCCUUGAAGAAGUUACUGAGUAUUAUCUAAGUGGUGAUGAGGAUCGUAAAGGACCAUGGGAAGAAUUUGCACGGGAUGGAUGCAGGUUCCAGAAACGAAUUCAAGAAACAGAAGACGCUAUCGGAUAUUGCUUGACAUUUGAGCACAGAGAAAGAAUGUUUCAUAGACUCCAGGAAACAUGCUUCAAAGGACUUGAUGUUUUCAAGCCAUGUUCAAAUUUAAUAACCUCUGGCCCUAGCAUACACUAACCCGUACUUCAGAGGUUUCUUUUAAAACAAAAGUUGGCAGCUGUCCUUUGACAUUUUUUUUUUUAGAGAAUAUGUAACUUGGAUUCAGCAACUUUGUUUAAUAUUGUUUUGCAACAUAUCCCACUCAGAAAUGUCCAGGUUUGAAGCUGAGCCCAGAUAAUGAAGGAUGAGAUAGUGUGAUUUCUAAUCCUCCCUGUUUAUUUAAUCAGAUGUGCUUUUGGGUGUUGUUUGCUUGUUAAGAUGAAAAGGGAACCUUUUAAGGUGUAAGUUUGCACUUUCAAAACUUAUUUUUUUGGGAAACAAUAUAGGGUUCAAAGUCCAUUUUCCAUUUUAAUUUAAAUUAUGUGUACCUGUCUAAAAACUUAGGGCUCUUUUUAUUUUUCCCCUACAGUAUUUUAAAAAAAAUUUCCCCCCAUUAAUUUUAGAGAGGGGGAGAAACAUCGACGAGUUGCCUCCUAUAUGCACCC